Messenger RNA from Pelobates cultripes (western spadefoot toad), 1522 nucleotides. NCBI's taxonomy places the organism in Eukaryota, Metazoa, Chordata, Amphibia, Anura, Pelobatidae. The record is from the annotation of a GenBank genome assembly.
AUGAGGAUCGCACAUGGGCUCACACUUGGGUCCUAUGAACUGCUUUGUGAACAUGACAUUAGGGAGUCUGGAUUCUGUGCUGGGUGCAGACUUACCUCCCCUAUCUCUUCAGACACUUUCCAGGUUACAAUGUUGCUGGAGCAAAUCAGUGCCGAUCUCAGGAUGCUCACGGAAGCUUUGGUCACCAAGUCAAACCUGGCUGUCCUGUUAACAGACCUUCAUGGAACCAAAAUGGCCAUGCUGUGGACAGAAGUGUCUGCUUUGGAAAGUAGAGUUCAGGCCUUGGAAGCCUCAUCCCAGACCCUGAAGAGCAAGGGUGUGGCAGUGGAACUGGAAGCUACGUGGCAAGGCACAAUGCUUCUGGCUCUACAUAGACAGGUGGAGGAUGUUGAUAACAGGGGAAGGAAAAAUAGCAUCUGAUUAAGAGGAACACCUGAGGCCCCAGAGGGUAGGAGGUAGUUCUCUCCAAUCUGUUUCGUAUGAUACUGUGAGAAUAUGCUCUGGAGCCACCCCCCCCCACCCCCCCCAGACACCAGAUUGUACACCCAGGGAUAUCAUCUGUUGUCUCCACUACUUUCCAGUGAAGAAAAGCAUCAUGUUUAAAGCAAGUGACAGACUAACCUGGGAUUUUAGGGACACAUUGGUGUCACUGUGCCAGGGCCUGUUACCAUUAUCCUGGAAGCACACAGGGCUCUAAGACCCAUCACUACAGUGGCAUAUCCCCUGUAAGUGGGGCAGUGUCAUCCCACAAGGUGACACUAAGCUUUCCUACCCUAGAGCCAGGGAUCAGCAAGGCUCUAGUAAAGGUGAGAGUUUAACAUCACUGUGUUAUUUAAAUGCUGUUUUGGUGAAUAUUACACUAUCAUUGUCUGUCUAUGUCUUUGCUUGCUUCGACAUUAUUUCUUCCCGGAUGCCAGGUGGGGUGCUGCCUUUAAGAGCACUUCUGCGUGAAUAAUUGAGCCAUAUAUUUUGAGCUUUAAUUAAUGUGAGUGUAUCUACCACAUGUAUUCUGCACGAGUGAAAUUUUUUCAGUACCAUAUGCAUGAUAUGUGCUUUUAUUGCCUUGUUUUUCAUGGUUUAUUAUAUUAUUUAAGUGUUCUACACAUCUACGCACAUGUAAUUUUGUUAGCGCGUCACUACUGUUAAAUAAGUCUGACACUUAUUAACACCUGUUUUGGGGGGCUUGCCUUUUAGCCUGAUUGCUAGAAGAGGUGCAAAUCUUCUUCCACAACAUGGAACUACCCCAAAAGUCAAUCCUAGACUGGUUAUUGAGGCCUUGGAUGCAGGCCCCAGUCCCGCACAACUGGCGGAAGGAGAGGACUAUCACUGCUCGUCUCUCCGGUCCAAAUGCACCCGGACCCAGCCCACCUGGAACGGAGGAAUGAGUCCCUAAACAGAGUCUCCAGCAGGUGCCGAGCAGCAGAGAAGACCCACAAUAGACCCACUACACUGUAGAGUGAUAGCUCCAUCUGACCACGAGAGACACUCCAGCCUCAGGUUGUAUUCACACAGCAUGGAUAUC